GAUAAGUAUAACUCAAAGGCGACAUCAGCACCAUCGAUUGUGUCUCUUCUGUGCUGUUUUGUCCUCUGGGACUUUGUUAGCCCACGCCGUUAAGACGCUGUGCUUCUCGCCAAGAUGGAAACGUCGUUGGACCCGUCGCGCCUUAACCCGGAUCUUCGGACACUUCUGGCUGAAGCCUCGUUGGCCGGCACGAGGAAUCGUCGUCAGCUUUCCUGUACACCUUGCAGACAACGGAAGUCAGUGAUCCGAAUAGCUUUCGCUAGCUUUUCAGCCAACCACGUCAACUCGAGGAUGGGCUGAUGGGCAGAAUAGGUUGAAAUGCAAUCGAGGAAGACCAUGCGAGAACUGUGCCAGGAGAGAAGCACAUCAAACCUGCACCUAUCCGGACUUUGCCAAACGUACCUCAACGAAAUCGACCAAGGUGAAAGAGCGCAUCAAUCGCCUGCAGACGGUCUUUCUGGAGCUGUCCGAGAAGAAUGAUACAACAACCCAAAGUAUUAUCCAAGGCGGCGGCUCCGAAAAUGUGCAAUCGACGGAGCAGGAGAAAUUGUCCCCGGAACACCUCCAGCAACAAAAUGAUUCAACGACGAAAUGGGAAGCCAUAUUAGAAGACAUCACCGGGAUUAGGGAUUACUUUGAAGAAAACGACGAGUCCCUGAAACACGACAUUGACAAACUGCAAAUCGCAAGGCCCUCGCCCAAGGUCUGGGAUGUCAUAUACGGAGUCAACCACCGGCAAAACAUAGGUGCCUUGCUCUCAUGCUUGCCCGAACGAUCUCAGGUCGACAGGCUCAUUGCAAAGUAUUUUGAAAUGCUGGCGUUUUUCAGACCUGUGAUUCAUCCUAAGCAGUUCCAGCGAGAGUACCACCAAUUCUGGAAGAAUCCAACCGCCGUCUCGGUACCCUGGCUGGGGCUUCUUUUCUCGAUGCUCCAACUCUCGGCGCAAGUGUCCAGCCAGCUUCGAAGCAACGCUUCGCAGCCUGUCCUCGACAUGGACGAGACGGUGGCAAACUUCAGACACUGUGCGCUUGAAUGUCUCACAUUGGAAGACUACGCAAAGGCCGACAUCCAUCUGUUGCAGGGCAUGCUCACGCAUCUCGAGGCAGAAUACUUCCAGUCCCUAGACCCUCAAGCCAACUUCUACAUCCUGACCGGCACCAUCGUCCGCGUAGCAUUGAUGAUCAACCUGCACCGGGAUCCGCGCCAUUUCAGCAACCUAUCCCCCUUCGAGGCCGAGACACGCCGUCGUCUGUGGCUGUGCAUCGUCCAUGGUGACAUCCUGCUCUCCUUCCAAAUGGGUCUCCCAUCGAUGAUCCCUUACGGACAAUCCGACACCGGCAUGCCCAAGAACCUUCGCGAAGACGAUUUCGACGAAGACACAAAGGUGCUUCCAGAAAGUCGGCCCAUAGACGGCACGACCAACGUGGCCUUCUAUCUGGCAAAGGCUCCUGUCAUCGAAUUACUGGGCCGCAUCGCCACCCACUUGCAAGACGUCCAUGUCCCCAAGGAAGCAGUCCACAACCUAGAUGCCCAGCUCCGUACGGCACGAGCCGGCGUACCUGCAUAUUACCAGGUCCGCCCGAUCGAAGAGGCUCUCAUUGAUCCCGCGUAUGUCAUCAUGCGCCGCUACGCAGUCGAUCAGAUCUGCUUGACCGGGUUCUGCAUCCUCCAUCGGAAAGGCAUGGUGGCCGCCAGAUUCGACGAGCACUCCAUCUACUCGCGGAAAGCAUGCAUCGACGCCGCCAUGACAAUGCUCGAGUACCAGAACGUCCGACAUCACGAGAGCAAGCCUGGCGGGCGCCUCGCUGGCCUCAGAGGCACGAUGCUGUCAUUCACGAAAAAUGACUGGCUUCUGGCCGCCAUGCUGAUAUGCCUGGACAUCCACCUGUCCACCACCACCGCCACCAAGUCGACCAACAAGUCAAGCGAUCUCUCAAUCUGGGGCCGCGACCGUCGUGACGAAAUGCUCAAAGCGUUGGAGACCUCUUACUACAUUUGGAAGGAAUACAGCGCAGAGUCGGCGGAGGCCCUCAAGGCCAGCGAGGCACUGGCCGCGAUGCUAGCCAAGAUCCGGCCCGAGUCUGGUAUAAUGACCAAGUAUGGUGGUGUACCGGGGUCAUCAUCGUGUGCGAAUGGACGUUCCGAGUCGGUCCCCGACUCGAAUAUGACUUCUUGCGCUCCGCUUCAAAGUUCGACUUCUCGUGCAGGCCUGCAGGUCCCGGAUAUGUUUGCUGAGCCUGGGAAUAUCGAUUGGGAUGAACUGGAUCGUUAUUUCAUCAGCACUGGUACCGCUCCUGCAACCGUGGAUAACACAUUCGGCUCCGCGGAAGACUGGCUGAACAACGACUUGUGGACUAUGUCCCAAGAUUGCUGAUCAUGUUCCCUGGCGGCCAGGCGGCCAGGCGCCGCCGCCGACGACCAUGGCCACCACCAAAAGAACCAAAAAAAUCUCUCGCGGCGGUUCUCAUCCCUCUCCAUAUUUUCUUUCUUUCCCUCCAUCCCACAAUCAAGUCCUCUACGAUCCACAUCUACUCCG
Exophiala xenobiotica is the source of this 2536-nucleotide messenger RNA. RefSeq lists its product as hypothetical. The coding region runs from base 812 to 2374 and encodes 520 amino acids. Gene Ontology annotation, biological process: DNA-templated transcription; regulation of DNA-templated transcription. The record is from RefSeq and is a predicted model, not a curated record. Gene Ontology annotation, molecular function: DNA binding; zinc ion binding; DNA-binding transcription factor activity, RNA polymerase II-specific. The transcript is spliced from 5 exons. NCBI's taxonomy places the organism in Eukaryota, Fungi, Ascomycota, Eurotiomycetes, Chaetothyriales, Herpotrichiellaceae. Gene Ontology annotation, cellular component: nucleus.